Molecule: messenger RNA, 4512 nt
Organism: Scheffersomyces coipomensis
Lineage: Eukaryota; Fungi; Ascomycota; Pichiomycetes; Serinales; Debaryomycetaceae
Gene: TSM1
Product: Tsm1p
Exons: 2
Coding region: 1-4512 (1503 amino acids)
Biological process (GO): transcription initiation at RNA polymerase II promoter
Cellular component (GO): transcription factor TFIID complex
Molecular function (GO): transcription cis-regulatory region binding; chromatin binding; RNA polymerase II general transcription initiation factor activity
Source: RefSeq, a predicted model, not a curated record
AUGCCAUCAUCGUCCUACGUUGAUUUAACAAGCAAUGUAGGAACUCCAAAGGCUGUGGGUCCAUUGCUGCAAACUCCGCGAUCUUACAAACCGCCGAUAAGGAGUUCGACACUCACAGGCUUACUGACUCAAUCUUUCAAGAUAGGACAUCAACGAGUCAACAUUGAUGUGGAUAUAGCAAAUAGCAAAAUAGAAGGAUUUACUGAGAUAACGGUAGUCCCCUUUGUGAGUUCCUUAAAAAGUAUAAAGCUAGAUUGCAGAGAACUCAAGAUAAAAGACAUUUACAUAAAUGGUUCAAGGCAUACCAAUUACAUAUACAAUGACAAACUUUAUAUAAAUGAUGAAAAGUAUUUUGAAGAAGGAAUCAAUCAACGAGUGUACAAUGUUUACUAUAUAUAUUCGGAUGAAGUUACAAUACAUCAACAUCAUUUGCUACGUCAAAAGUUAGUAGCUAUAUUUGGAGAAACAAAUUAUGAUCCAAGAAUAUCAUUAAGCGAAUCGAGUGGUAAUACGGAAGAGUUGCAUAUAAUAUUCCCAGAUAACUUGAAGUUAGAAUUGACAGACGUAAAUUCGUUGCAUACUCCAGGCAGUUUACCUGGAACCAUGACUCCAUUGCAUUUAAAAUCAAAAGCUACCUUAAAUGAAGUUUAUACUCCAGUCAAUAUAAAAAUAGAAUACGAGGUAGUAAAUCCUCGAAAUGGUCUAAAUUUCUUUACAUUGGGUGAAAAAAGUUCAUGGCAUGUAUAUACAACAAAUUCAGACUACAAUAUAUCAACGUCUUCUUGGGUUCCGUGUUUGGACAACUUGUUCGAUAGGUCUACUUGGUCUAUAGAAGUCAGUAUCCCAAGAACCGUUAAAGAUAUUGGAAAUCCAAGAAUCAUUGGUAGUAAGCAAGCUCAAAUGAAGUUAAAUCAACUAGAAGAUGAUAGGUCAGAUAUAGAAGAUGAGGACGUGGAUUUAUCUGUUUGCUCGGGAGAUUUUAAUAAUGUCAAAGAAACUCCUCAUCCGAUCGAUCUUUCAAAAAAAGUUGUAUCAUGGGCAAUUUUCAAUCCUGUUUGUGCUCACCAUGUAGGUUGGGCAGUUGGUUGUUUUGAAAGUUUUGUUCUUUCAGAUUUUUCUCAAGGUGCAGAUGAUGAAGAAGAAGCCACUUCAGAUGAAGUUGAAAAACAAGCAAACUCUCCUAUUACAGUUUACUGCCUACCAGAGCAUCUAGAAAUGGCCAAAAAUACGUGUGUGGUAGUAAGCAAAGCCAUGGAUUUUUAUCUGCGUGAAUUUGGGUCAUUUCCUUUCAGUUCUUAUUCUUUGGUCUUUGUAAAAGAUAGCUUGUCACCUUCAAAUAACUUUGCAGGACUAUCGGUAUUUGGUAAUCAGGUAUUGUAUCCAUCCGAUUUAAUGGAACCAAUUUUCAGCAGUACAGAAUUAAUUCUGGAAAGUAUUUCUUCACAAUGGUCAGGUAUUAACAUUAUACCUCAAACAUUCAAUGAUAUUUGGUGUACUGUGGGGAUUGCACGUUUCAUGUCCUUUCAAUUUAUCCGUAGUUUAAUGGGAAGCAAUCAAUACAGGUAUAAGAUUAAGCAACAGAUAGAUCAAAUAGUACGUGAAGAUGUUGGGAAGAAACCAAUUGCGUUGCAAUAUUUCAGAUUUCCUGUGUCGUCAAUGGAUUUAUCAUACAUAAAACUAAAGGCACCCAUUGUUCUUUUCAUCUUAGAUAAAAGAAUGACCAAAACAGAUAAAUCGUUUGGAUUGUCCCGUGUCUUACCCAAACUAUUCUUACAGGCUAUGUCAGGUGAUCUUCCUAAUGGGACCUUAUCUACGCUGCACUUUCAAUAUACGUGUGAAAAGGUUAAUAGAAACAGAUUGGAAAGUUUCUUCAAACAGUGGGUCUAUGGUGCUGGGACUCCAGUAUUUAAUAUCUCACAAAAGUUUAAUAAGAAAAGGAAUGUCAUUGAGAUGAGCAUAAGGCAGAUCCAGCAUACUGAAUCAAAAGUAGUUCAUCCUAAGCCAGAAUCAUUCAUCAAUGACUCUAUUUCAUACUUAGACGACGAAUUGACUUAUCCUGUUCAAUCUGUAUUUACUGGUCCAAUGACCAUUAGAGUUCAUGAAGCUGAUGGAACUCCAUAUGAGCAUAUUGUUGACUUGAAAGAAGGACACACAAAGUUAGAUGUUCAUUACAAUUCCAAAACCAGAAAGAAGAAAAAGGAUGAAUCUGGAGAAUCGGGUGUGAUCUUCAGCAAAUUAGGUAACGUACUUGAAAGGAAAAGAGAUAUAAGUGAGUGGAAUUUCAGUGACUGGGAUAAAAGAGAAGAAGAAAAUGAUGCUUUUGAAUGGAUCAGAGUUGAUGUGGAUUUUGAAUGGAUUGCCAAAUUUAACAUCAAGCAACCAGACUAUAUGUAUGCUUCUCAAUUACAAUAUGAUCGUGAUGUUGAAGCUCAAUACGAGGCCACAAAGUUUUUUGGAAACAUUGAAAAACCUCUUGCAGUGCAUGCCACGGUUUUAACAAGAACUAUAAUGGAUUCAAGAUACUUUUACGGAGUUCGUGUCGCUGCUGCCAAAGCUUUAGCUAAGCUCUCCAAUGAAAAGAACAAUUAUUUUGGGGUGAAUUACUUGAUUAAAAUCUAUAGGGAAUUAUUUUGUUUUCCUUCAAGUUCUAUUCCUUUGAGUAACGACUUCAACGACUUCGGCAAAGCGUUCUUACAAAAAGAAAUCCCUACCAUUUUAAGUAAUGUUAGAAAUGAAGAUGGAGAAGUUCCAAUUACAAUCAAGAAUCUUUUAUUGAAUUUAUUAAAAUAUAAUGAUAACUCUAAUAAUUCCUUUCAAGAUUGUUAUUACAUAUCUGAUCUUUUAGUUGCUUUGACGGAUAGUAUAGUGAAAGGUACUACACCUCUGUUUUCAACUUCAUUGGGUGUCAGAGAUGUGAGUGACUUUGACAAAACUGUCAUUGAAGAGCUUGAAAGAAUCCAGAAAAUGGAUGAAUGGGUCCCAUCGUAUCAGUUUAUAAUAUCAACCACAGCGAUUAGGCUGAAGGUAAAGCUUGCUUUGUUUGGUAAAUUAGAUUUGAAAUUUGAAGAUUUGCUUUACUAUACCAUACCUAAAUUCCAUUAUGCUAUCAGGUUAGAAGCGUUCAAGGGAUUGUUCUUAUUGGGUGGUUUAAAGAAUAAGAGUAUACUCGAGUAUUUUCUUUCCACUUGUUUAUUGGAAGGUUCUUCUAUUAAGUUCAGAUCCUAUUUGAUUAUAAUACUUUUAGAUUCAAUUUGUGUCUGUGCUCUUCGAGGAUCUCCUAUUGCAUUAGAUGAUCCUGAGUUUAAGUCAUAUGAAAAAUUGAGUGGAUCUAGUUCGACUGAUAAGAAUGGAACAAACUUGGUGAUUAUUGAAGAAGCAUCUACAUCUGAAAUGGAUAAUAUGAGAGAUAAAUUUGCAAGAGAAACUAUCAAAGGUGCCAUUGAGAUCCUUAGAAGAGAUUAUGGUAUUGGUGAAGGUUUAAGAAACACCUUUUGGGAAUUGAUACAUUCUUCCUUAAUUAGCAUUUAUGAUAAAAGAGGUAUCUUCUUGAUAUGUCAGGUUUUAUACGAAGAGAUCGACUCGUUUAUUGUUAAAGUUCCAAUCCCAUGCUUACCAACAUCUGAAUUUAACAAAAAGAUAGUAGCUAAAAAUAUGGGUAAUGGUAAGUUAGUUUUCAAACGAGAAGGUAGAUUUAAAAUUCAAUUAUCUUCUAGAAAGAUAAUUCCAGUUCCAGAAGUUAAACCUGUGAAACCUAAGCCUGUCAUUGAAGAAGAAGUUGCUAAGGUAGAACCUAAACUAAAAUUAAACUUUAGUUUGAAACCAGCUGAACCAAAGAAAAAGCUGAUAAGUAAAAAGCCUUUGGUAAUUAUAGACAAAUCGAAAGGAUUUAAUAUUAAAUUUAAGUUACCAGCUGCAAAGUUGUCUAAAGUGGUUUUACGUGGUUCAACUGUUACCUUUAAGUUCAGCAAUGACUUUAAAUCAAGAUUAUCAAGAUCAAUUUUACCUCCAGCUCCUGCUUUACGUUAUAUUCGAAUUCUUACUAAAGAAAAGAAGAUAUUUGCAUCGUCUGAACCGUUCCCAGAAAAUGUGUCCAAUUCAUCAUCUCAACCAGACUUACAUAGUCAAACAGAGCAAUUGGUGGACUUGGUUUCUUCGUCAAGUCUGGAUCCAAUCUCAUCACCAAAAAUUAAAUCAGAGGAGGCUCCAAAUCCUAACAAAAGACCCACCUCGUCUAUUUCAAGAUCUCCAAGUCCUUUUUCAACUUCACCAUCCCCAUUUACCAUUAAAAAGGCAAAGUCAAAUGUUUACAUUCAUGGAAAAGGUGCUGAAAAGGAUAAAGAGGAAAAGACUUCAGUAAAGGUAUCACCCCCUAUAGUUCCAGCAGAAGUUCCAGCAGAAGUUCCAGCAGAAGUUCCUGUAAGUACGACAUCGUCUACCACUACUCCUGCUCCUGUCAAACAUGUUCAAGAAAAGAAACCAGUUCUUAAAUUAAAGUUAAAUUUAAAGAAAUAA